This is a messenger RNA of Prorocentrum cordatum, 693 nucleotides long. The record is from the annotation of a GenBank genome assembly. NCBI's taxonomy places the organism in Eukaryota, Dinophyceae, Prorocentrales, Prorocentraceae.
AUGUGUUGGGGCCUUGCUCGCAGAAAACGUGAGUCAAACACAUUUUGCUCAAAGAUGGCAACGUCAAUGCUAUCCAUGUCGACAGCGCUAUCACACAAGGCCGUUUGCUUUGAUCUCACGCAGAUAGCAUGUGCGUUUGCGAUCCUGAACUUCCGUUCAGACCCGUAUAUGGAAUUGGUCGCUGAUAAGAUUGGACACCUCAUGCAGGCUAAUCGGAAGACGGUGGAACAGUUGCCAGAUUGGGGCCUGUGUGCAGUGAGUUGGGCUUUUGAUCAGUUGUACCCAGCGCAGAGCGCUGAAAGCACAUUUGACGGUGUUUGGAACAAGCAGGGAACUAUCAAAGGAACGCGGAUGAUAGGGGAUAAUUGCAAUAAGGAUGGGGAGGGUGGGCCAGUCUAUACAUUGAACUAUAACGGCGAUGUGGCAUCAUUGCUUGCUAACGGGAUCGUGUACACAGGGAAGUUGGUGGGCGAUGGGAUCCGCAUUGAAUGGAGCGAUGGCGACAUAUGGGACAGGAUCAGGCCGCAGCCAUUUGCAGACUUCCAGGAGAAGUUGGCAUCUGAAAUUUCAAAGGAAAGCUCUCCCGCAGAGUGCCAGAGGCUCCGAAUGGGCCAGAACGCUGGCGUUCCGCCCGCACGUCUGCAUUAUGAGUUGGAGAGAUUUAGCAGCGCGGUGACGUUGAGAAGUCGAUAA